Monascus purpureus is the source of this 1668-nucleotide messenger RNA. Lineage: Eukaryota; Fungi; Ascomycota; Eurotiomycetes; Eurotiales; Aspergillaceae. The record is from the annotation of a GenBank genome assembly.
AUGAUCUCCAGCGCUGCCGCAGACGGCGAAGAAAAAACAUUACCCAACGAUAACCUCGACACGACCAACACUGCUGAAACGAGCCUUGUCCUGUCUACCGAACUCCUCCAAAAAUGCCGCCAUCUCCUCGAAGAACUAGACACGUUCCAAUCACUCCUGCACAAGAAAUUGCGAAAUCCACAAGUUGUUGAAGCCAGACAGCUACGAUCGAAUGUUGCCUCCGAGUUACGCGCGCUGGAGAAACUGAAUAGACAGGCUGAGGACGCCGUCAAGUCCGCAUCUACAUCCACAUCCACAACAGCAACAACAGCUGCUGCUGGACCUGCUCCGGAUCAAGAUUUAGCUGAAUCACGACUGAUUCAUGCAUUACGAUCAUCGAAUUUACCCUUCUACGAGGCUGUGUGGGCAGUUGCUAAACGGUCAUGUACCGGGUUAGUCGCUUUUGGGAAGAGGUUCUACUGGGAUGAUGAGGACGGUAGUGGCGGUGUUACAGAUGAUGGCGUGAAGGGUAAAAGCAAGCCGAGCAAGGAUAAACGGAAGAGUGUCUUUGUGGAUAUCAUUGCCGAUGAUGGGGAGGAGUGGGUGAAGGUGUCCACGAUUUCGGAGUCUCGGCUACUGUUUGAGAUGGCGGAGAAGGGGUGGGAGAUGGAUGAUAGUGAUCUAUCGAGUGGUGACGAAGAUGGGCAGGAGAGGACCAUUCUGCGCAACGAUUGGAACAGUGAAGAACAGGACGAUGAAAAUGAAAUCGAACUGAUUAAAUUGGCAAGGGAUGCGAAAAAGGCUGCUUCUGCCACGCGGGUGAGAUAUAGACAUCCGCGAGUGCGGUUUGUUCUACCAAAGAUCGAGGAAGGCAAGUUUGGGGAUAUUGACAGUGUCCUAAGUGAGAUACGGUCCCAUGGCAUAACAGUUGAAUGCAGAGAAAGUGAGAAGGAUACGAGUACAGUGCCUAAACUGCUGGUCUCUAAAGAUGAGCCGGCCUUGUCACAUCUCCUUCCCCAUCCCUUUAUACGUUUCACCUCCACUCUGAAUGUUGACUGUACGCUGUUGCUUGCCCUGGUAUCGGAUCUCUCACAUUCUCAAAGCAUAUCGCCAUUGCCAACCCACCAUAAAGCCAUUGUAAGGCAAAUUGAGAUCGAAAGGGAGCAGCCUUUACUGCCCGCAGAGCUCUGGCCAGCCAUGAGUGGGCACGACCUAGUCUGUACAGAGGAAGCAGCAAAGCGGAUGUGUGAGAUUGUGAGCAUCAUCGGUACGGAUACGGAGAAAAUGCGGACUCGGAUAUUGAUGGGUGAUUCUCCGUUCGAGAGUGAAACCAGAGAAGCUACCCUUGAAAGAUUUCAAGAGCUUUCAGAUUAUCAGGUACCUGCACAAUGGAGAAUCCCCAUCACCGUUGUUGACGCCAAGACGAUUAUCGACACGGCGAGGAAGCACGCUAAGCUUCCUUCCGUGGUUCAAAACGCAGCCGAGAUUCUCUCCGAUAUUAACUACAGCGUGUUCUUAUAUGGAUGGAUCACAGGGUUGACGACCAUUACCAGCAAUCGCACUGUUGCUAAGCAGAUUGAGGCCACAGUUGAAAGUCAUAGAAAUGGCGAUGACAGCCUGGAGGGACCACCGGUCUGGGUGUGCGAUACGGCCAGAAGUCUAAUAGGGAAAGAAAAGGAUCGGAAAUAG